AUGGGCCAUUAUACUCAAACCCUCCUGAUAUCAUUCUAUUCACUGACCAGCAGUUGUUUGUUUGCCCAGGUUUUCGACGAGGCUCUUAGGCCCAUGUCUGGCUUUGAUUGGGCCGAAGACGUUGAGGAAGCGCUCGAGCAGCAGUAUGAGCGUUUGAAGUCCAAUGGUAAUUCGGACAGGGAAACUGAGGUGGAUGAUAUAUCCGAAGAAUAUAGCGACACUGAUACCCCCAUCUCUUCUCAACAAGGAGCUGACAUCUCCCCGGUUUGGGGAGAACAUCAUCAUGCGGAUGAACUUCACGGGAAGAAAGGUCCCGUUGGACGAAUGGAACUUGAAACGCCAUUCGGAGUAGUGCCAGUCUCGGAACACUAUAGACGUACUAUGAACCAUUUGCCUCAUGUCAAUGAACAUCAAGAGGACGAUAUAUAUUAUAGCUAUGAAGACAACUACGAGACUGCACAGAUGAGAGGUGAGGUUGAACAAGAGUUUAUAUUUCGCAAUUAUUGUAUGGAACAUGAUGAAGAAGGACAAAUACACCAUUUCAACUGGCUCGGUUACCCGAUCUACGAGUCCAGUGGGACUCCUCCAGUGAUCUCCCUUCUUUUCCAACUGUCAGACCCAAAGAUGCCUAACCCUAGAGACGAGCUUCGCUUUCAAUCUAUCUUUGCGAGAGCUAUGAUGUUUAUCGACCCGGUUAUUGUUGAACUUGAGAAAGGUCUGGAGGAUCUGGACCGUGAAGGCUUUGAUCUUGUCCGAUGGGCUACUGGCCGCGUUACCAGAUUUUAUAGCUUACAUGGUCGAUGGACUGAAGACCGGUUUGAAUGGGAAGAAUGCAGGACGCCAGAUGAGGGGACUCUUGAACCGUACCAAAGUGGAUCUGUGGCCUGUGGCAAUGGCUUCAUCAGCCUCUGCAACAUCCGAUCAAGGCACCAGUGGGGAUGUCACAAGGCUCAGCUUCAAGAGAAGUAUGACAAGGCUUGCCGCGUCGCAGCAGAGAAGUUCUACAUAAAGAGACAAUGCAAAGCCUAUAAACCUUCUUUGCUGAGCCAGUCGAUGAGCCUGAGAGAUUUGGACUGUACCGCAGGUGAGACAUUUGCUUUAUAUAGGAAGGGCUUUAUACUGAUUUGUGACCUUAUAGAAGACCAUACGGAGACGGUCAGCGAUAGCUCAAUCCAUGAGCAAGGAUACGAUGGGAUCUCCGUUGGCUCUCUCGAGGAGAGCGUCGAGGGGCACUGCGACGUGCAACGUACGGAAACAGAUGUCAACGACCGGAGGGAAGGAACACAACAAACAAAAACCCAGCGUUUCGAAAUCCAUACCACAGGCGACCAGACCACCGACGCUAUAGAGAUCUGCGAAGACUGGCAGGCUGUUGUCACAUCCCAGAUUGCAACGGACUCAACCGACACCUGGGAAGCCCUCAGCAGGACGCCAAACGGCGGUCGAAAAAAAGCCUCUAUAAAGAAGGGCCGCCUUGCUCGCUGGAAGGCUAAUCUAAAAGCCUGGAGUGUGACAUUGAAGGGACUGAUGGCCAAACGCUGUCAGUUGAUAUGCAUAAAGGCUCAGAACGUGCUCCGAAAAAGGGAUUUCGCGCGUUAAGCUACGGAACGGACCCUGACCCUGACCUCGAGACGAUGGAUCUAAAUCCGCACCAAUGUUGCCUCUUGGCUAGAUAUCAAUUUCAGUCCUUACACAGCCUUCACAAGCCGGGCUAGAUUCCACCGAGACGUCGGUUACUUGAACAGGAUGGGUUAUUUGAAAUGCUCUGAUACGGAUUGUUUCCAGCUUCCAAGGGUGUUGUCAGGAUUGGGAUUGGGAUCGAAAUCUAGCCAAGAGUCAACAUUGGUGCGGGUUAAGUAUCCAUCAGAGGGUAAAGGUCGGGCUGACUCGACAACAUCUUUACCCGAUAGAUAUGCGUAUGCAUAUCAACCGACAGUUUUCGGCGAUCCGUCCUUUCAACGCGGCGUUCAAGCUUUUAGACAAUCCUGCGACUGUUCCAAGCGAACAAGAUCGCCCAUUUCCUUCGUAUAUGUCGUCAUGAGUUUGUGGCAAGUUUGUUAGUGCUUGACCGUUUUCAGGUGAUCGUCAGGGGGGAAAUUGUUAUUUGGCCACACUCGCUAAACACAACUCUUUCUCCCCUUUCCCCCUCCUCCUCACCUGUUCAACGAUCGUCACCC
Aspergillus caelatus is the source of this 2177-nucleotide messenger RNA. RefSeq lists its product as uncharacterized. The record is from RefSeq and is a predicted model, not a curated record. Lineage: Eukaryota; Fungi; Ascomycota; Eurotiomycetes; Eurotiales; Aspergillaceae. The transcript is spliced from 2 exons. Bases 1 to 1599 code for a protein of 532 amino acids.